Messenger RNA from Micropterus dolomieu (smallmouth bass), 3822 nucleotides. RefSeq names its product regulator of chromosome condensation (RCC1) and BTB (POZ) domain containing protein 1 (gene rcbtb1). The transcript is spliced from 13 exons. Lineage: Eukaryota; Metazoa; Chordata; Actinopteri; Centrarchiformes; Centrarchidae. Bases 311 to 1906 code for a protein of 531 amino acids. Gene Ontology annotation, molecular function: protein binding. The record is from RefSeq and is a predicted model, not a curated record.
CUGUUUAACUAAUGACCGGAGGGGGCAGCAUACGCCCAUGCCUUGUCUACUCUGCCGGAAAUAAAGAAGACGAAGAAGAGAAUUGCCCACACUCGACGCAGUUUCUGGCUGAUCUACUGUUGACAACACCGGGGGAACUAUUUCAGCCGGUGUCAGCAGGGAUGAUUCUGCUCCUCGCACCCCACCUCCUCCAACAUCGCCUCCUCACGUCCUCCCCUCUCCUCGUCAUCCCCCUCCUAUUCCUCCAGCCUCUCCCCUGUCAGCCCUGACUCCUUCUCCCCGACAAGAACAGCGGAGUUUGGCAGGAGCCAUGGUGGACGUCAGUAAGUGGCCCCUGUUUUCUCUGCUGAGCACUGAGGAACUAGCCACAGUUCGCCAGGCCUGUGUCUUUGGAAUCUCUGCUAAUGAAGCCAUCUACAUCACACAUGGCAAUGAGAUAUUUGUGUUUGGGUUGAACAGCAGUGGUUGCCUUGGUACAGGAGACACUCUGAGCACCAUUGUGCCAAAGAAACUGGACUUCCUGCGGGGGAAGAAGGUCGUCAGCCUUAACUACGGCAGCGGACCCCACGUCUUAUUGGCUACUGAGGAUGGAAGUCUGUUUGCUUGGGGCCACAAUGGCUACAGUCAGCUGGGGAACGGGACGACCAACCAAGGACUGUCCCCGGUGCUGGUCACCGCUAACCUACAGAACAAGAAAGUGACAGAAGUGGCAUGUGGCUCGCAUCACUCCAUGGCCCUCACUCAGGAUGGAGAGGUCUUUGCAUGGGGUUAUAACAACUGUGGCCAGAUUGGCUCAGGCUCCACAGCCAACCAGCCCUACCCCCGGAAAGUCACCGGCGCCUUGCAGGGCAAGACUGCGGUUGGCAUCACAUGUGGACAGACCUCCUCCAUGGCUCUGGCCGACAACGGAGAGGUUUAUGGCUGGGGCUACAAUGGUAAUGGCCAGCUGGGUAUUGGUAACAAUGGAAACCAGCUGACACCUUGCCGCCUCAUUGCACUCCAGGGGCUGUGUAUUCAACAGAUUGUAUCAGGCUACAGCCACUGCCUGGCACUAACAGAUGAGGGGCUGCUGUACGCCUGGGGAGCAAACACCUACGGUCAACUGGGAACUGGCAACAAGAGCAACCACCUCAGCCCUGUGCAAAUCAUGGCUGACAAAGAGAGGAUUGUAGAGGUUGCAGCAUGCCAUUCAACACAUACUUCAGCAGCCAAGACCCAAAGCGGGCAGGUGUACAUGUGGGGUCAGUGCCGGGGUCAGUCCAUCGUCAUGCCACUUCUCACGCACUUCGCCGCCACCGAUGAUGUCUUCGCCUGCUUCGCCACACCCUCCGUCGUGUGGAGGCUCAUGUCUAUGGAGCACGAUGACUUCCUCACAGUUGCGGAGGCUCUGAGGAAAGAGUUUGACAGUCCAGAAACAGCUGACCUCAAAUUCAGCGUUGAUGGCAAAUGCAUUCAUGUUCACAAAGCUGUGCUGAAGAUCAGGUGUGAGCAUUUCCGGUCCAUGUUUCGCUCCCAGUGGUCCGAGGAUCAGCAGGACGUCAUAGAGAUCGGCCAGUUCUCCUACCCCGUCUACAGAUCCUUCCUGCAGUUUCUCUACACAGACACUGUUGACCUUCCACCUGAGGACGCCAUCGGCCUGUUGGACCUGGCCACCUCUUACUGUGAAAACCGCUUGAAACGCCUGUGUCAGCAGAUCAUCAAGAGAGGAAUCACUGUGGAAAAUGCCUUCACCCUGCUGUCUGCUGCCAUACGAUAUGACGCCGAGGACCUGGAAGAGUUUUGUUUCAGGUUUUGUGUAAACCAUCUGACUCAGGUCACUCAGACUGGAGCCUUCUGGCAGGUGGACGGAGCGAUGCUCAAAGAGUUUAUCAGCAGAGCUAGCCGCUGUGGAGCCUUCAAGAACUGAGCGGUACUCCUAAUGUUUUUUACAACUUGUAAAUUAUAUUGUGACCAAGUGGACGGGGUUGUGGUCCAAGUGUAGCAGCACCAAGUGUGCGCCACUGUUCCAAAAAUGUCAGUUCUGAUCACAUUCCUAAGAACAAGCGAAGCAUUGAUUUACAUAUUUACUGAAGCACAUGUUGUGACAUCAGCAGCAUCAUUCACAAGAUGUUGGACUGGAAUUUAAGCCGCAUUAUCCAUGGAUCUGAAUCAGCACUUUGGCCAAUUCCUGUUGAGUCGUUUGACAAAUUCAAGGUGGCUUUUUCUGUCACUGCAUUGUAUUCGUUACAUGCUGUAUGUAUACUUGAAUUUUUUGUUUUCUCGCCCAGUGCUUAUAUGUCCUGACAUGUCUUCCUUUACUUCUGGAAAAGUUAAUAUAGGAAGACCAAAAACGUGGAAGCAAUAGAAAACUAGUUAAAAGAAUGAAGUGAACUGAAAGAGAUCUUUUGUUAAAAGCAAGGACACUAGCACCACUGUAGUGAAACACAUCUUCGAGUUACAUCUACUUACUAUUUCUGUCAUUUUCAGGCAAAAGUAGCUCCUGGAUGUGUUGAACCUUUAAAUUCAAUGCAACUCUUGAAGCUGUUGAAUCACUAAAGACAAGUCCUAUUCAGAGGCGUCAAGCAUACACAGUUGAUCCAGAUCCUACUAUGGCUGGUUAUUUUAAUUGUUCACUGUUCUGUACAUUUUGUAAGUUAAACCAGUGUAGGAUUUAUAAUAUUUUUCUUUUUAUGCUCACGUCUUGAGUAUGUUCAUUCUGCCUGAUUUAAGUUUUGUUGUGUGGCACUUUAAGAAACUACUUUGCUUUUUCUUCAUAUUCAGUAAAGCAGUAAUGGUUCAAACGCUGUGGAGGGAAAGACUAGAAAACUGAGUCAAAGAAUGUUGCACUAAAAAAUGUUACUAGCACAUUUGUUUCAUUCCUUGCAAGUGUAAAAGUUGUAAAAUGUAUCUAAGACAAGUGGUAUGUUACAGACACUUGAUAUUUAAAGAAUGACCUUAUAAUCCUUAUUACACUAGGACCUUCAACAAACUCAACCAAGGUGACUGUUUAUCUGUUUGCAUUUGCUCAUGUUGUUUGGGCAAACGCAGAGAAACAAGCAGGCACCCAAACUCUAAGACCAAAAUGGUUCCUUAGUAAUUCCUUUUGUAAUCGAUCACUUUUUCUUCAGGUUUCUCUGUAGAUACAAUGAAAAUACACAAUACUGAAGACACUACAGGAUAUUACAAGCACAGUAAAGUAAAGCAAAGUUUUGUUUACAUCUGUUUGCUUGGGCUUAGGAUGACCAAAAACUGCCUGCAUGUCCUAGUUUUUACUUUCUGCUGCAUCAGCGUGAGGUGAGUGUUACUGAGCAAGACUUGUGAGAUCAGUUUCUGUUUCCUCUGUUGGUUUUCUAUUUCUUGAUGUUCUCAAAUGCUUGAAAUAACUUCUUUUUUUUUUUUUUAUUUGAUUUGAACCCCUGUAGGAUCUCUGUUUGUUUUAAAGCAGUUUCAUUCAGGUUAGAAAACAAAUACAUGUGAUGCAUUGAGUUUAUGUUUCUUUUUUAGUUGAUGCUUUAGUGGGAUGAGGAACAGGUUUACAGUCUUCUUUUUAUAUGAAAAGCAAACUGGAAAGAAUAAGAUUGUUUUGCUUACUGUAUUAAGAAAAAAAUAUAUUUUUAUGAUGCUUUGUUAAGCUUAUUUACAUAGGGCACAUUUAUAAAACUGCUUGUAAUUCAGUUCAAAUUCAAAUUGUAGUGUAAUGGUUUACUUUGAGGUGAUCAGCAUUACAAUGUUGGCAUUUGUAUGACUGUUCUUUUGCUGUGACAUUUUAUUUUACAUUGUUUUUUUUAUAUUUAGUUAUGGGAUGACAUGAUUCUGUGAAGAAAUAAAUAACUCUAAACUCUG